Molecule: messenger RNA, 885 nt
Organism: Fraxinus pennsylvanica
Lineage: Eukaryota; Viridiplantae; Streptophyta; Magnoliopsida; Lamiales; Oleaceae
Source: the annotation of a GenBank genome assembly
AUGGCGGCUGUAACUUCUUUUUCUUUCAGUUCGAUUAGUCUAUCCAAGUUUCCAAUUCCUUCGGCGCGUAAUUUGGCUUCCAAUUUCGAUGCUUUUAAGUUUCGGAGCGGGAUUUCAACUCGCGAUUCGUUUAAUCUUCGAGUUUCGACGAGUUCACGAGUGGUAAUUCAUUGCAUGUCAACUUCCACAGAUGUACCUACUGUGUCUGAGACGAAGGUAAAUUUCUUGAAAGCAUAUAAGAAGCCGGUUCCAAGUAUAUACAACACUGUAUUGCAAGAGCUGAUAGUACAACAACAUUUGAUGCGGUACAAGAGUACAUAUCGAUAUGAUCCUGUGUUUGCACUUGGUUUUGUUACCGUGUAUGAUCAGCUCAUGGAGGGCUACCCAAGCGAUAAGGAUCGAGACACUAUUUUUAAAGCUUAUAUUAUGGCUCUAAAUGAGGACCCUGAUCAAUAUAGGGCUGAUGCACAGAAGUUAGAAGAAUGGGCCCGUUCUCAGACUGCCAGUACUUUAGUCGAUUUUGCAUCAAGGGAAGGAGAAGUUGAAGCCACCUUAAAGGACAUUGCAGAAAGAGCAGGGAACAAAGGAAAUUUCAGCUACAGCCGAUUCUUUGCUGUCGGUCUCUUCCGGCUGCUCGAGUUAGCAAAUGCAACAGAACCCACUGUCCUAGAAAAGCUUUGUGCAGCACUGAAUGUAAAUAAGAGAAGUGUUGAUCGUGAUCUUGAUGUCUACCGCAAUCUACUCUCUAAGCUGGUUCAAGCAAAAGAAUUGCUAAAGGAAUAUGUUGACAGGGAGAAAAAGAAAAGAGAAGAAAGGACAGAGUCUCAGAAAGCUAAUGAAGCUGUAACAAAAUGCUUGGGGGAAUACCAAUAUGCUGGGUUAUGA